Molecule: messenger RNA, 1485 nt
Organism: Tupaia belangeri chinensis (Chinese tree shrew)
Lineage: Eukaryota; Metazoa; Chordata; Mammalia; Scandentia; Tupaiidae
Gene: TMEM167A
Product: transmembrane protein 167A
Exons: 4
Coding region: 61-279 (72 amino acids)
Source: RefSeq, a predicted model, not a curated record
CCCGCCUCUUCCGCCUUGGGCCCGGAAGGGUGAUGUGGCUGGGGCACCGGCGGCCUCACUAUGUCUGCCAUUUUCAAUUUUCAGAGUCUGUUGACUGUAAUCUUGCUGCUUAUAUGCACCUGUGCUUAUAUUCGAUCCUUGGCACCCAGCCUCCUGGACAGAAAUAAAACUGGACUAUUGGGUAUAUUUUGGAAGUGUGCCAGAAUUGGUGAACGGAAGAGCCCAUACGUUGCUGUGUGCUGUAUAGUGAUGGCCUUCAGCAUCCUCUUCGUACAGUAGCUUGGAAAAAUGCCAGUAUUUAAUUGCUAUCAGAUUUCAUCGUGAGCAAGGACUUAUCUGCAGAAAAUAAUGAAAAGAAUGGUUAACUGUUUUAUCUCUGAACACUGAAUGAGAUAAAUUUCCAAAUGCUGUUCUCUAUGUUAUUGGACCAAUGUUCUGUACAAGUAAUUAAGAUAUAAUGAUACUCAAAGAGAUUAAUAGGCUGUAACAAUCAACUUCAGCACUGUCACUGCAAUAUUACAUUCUGUAAAUUUAAUUAUUAUUUUGACAGAUACAAGUUUUUAGUGAGGUGUCUUGAAGACACAUAGUAAAACUCAAAAUUGGUAAAUUACUGCAGUUCUUUUCACUGUGGUUUGGAAAUGAUAAAUCGUUAUAGAAUGAGAACUUUUUGUGGACUAGCUUUUUUUAUUGAGAAAAAAAAUGUUUCUCUUCAUGUUGGUAAGGAUUACAUCCAUGUUUAGUAAUGCUUUUCCACUCGUUGUACCAUUUAUUGAUCAUUAACCAGAGUACCUCUACUCUCAGCAAACUAUAGUUUAUUACAUACAUUUAAAACAAGCCUAUGCAGUUCUUAAAGAGGAAAAUGAAUGAGAUGUGACUUAGUAAUAGUAUUGGGAAAAUGUUCAUAUUUAACAGAAGAGAGUUUAAAAUACCCAACUGGUAUAGUAGCCUCUACAAUCUCUGGUCAAGUAUACAUAAAUGUGUUAAGCAUCAGUUUUACCAUCUAGCCUUCAUUCUUGAUAAAGACAGCAUUCUUAGAAUGAAAAGAACAAACCAGAAUAAUUAUAGAAUGAUAACCUUGUAUGUGUUUUCAUUCUUUGUAGUGUCAGAUCUUCAAAAAUGAAACAUUUGUUUUCAUUGCCCUCAAAUGAAAUGUGUUUUUGUUUUGUUUUCUAAUAUAGCACUUUAUGUUUGUGUGUCGACUUAAACUGGAAUCUCUUAUGUAAUUUUGCAGCUGUAAAGUCUCCACACCUACUUACGACUUAGGUAUCUUUGAGCUCUGGUGGUAAAGGAAGACCUUCAGCAAUUUUUUGUCUAGGCAAGAGGAAUAUUAGCCAUGUGACAUAAAAUUGAAGUAGAACAGUUAUUUUAAGUUUAUGGUUAACAUUUCUUAAGAUUCAGCUGAAAUUAAGUUAAAAUUUCAAAGCUAAGAGAGGCUUUAAUCUUAGCUAGAAAUUACCUGUUAAAAAUGGUAUUAAUUAGAUACUA